Molecule: messenger RNA, 2193 nt
Organism: Anguilla anguilla (European eel)
Lineage: Eukaryota; Metazoa; Chordata; Actinopteri; Anguilliformes; Anguillidae
Product: trace amine-associated receptor 13c-like
Exons: 1
Coding region: 91-1131 (346 amino acids)
Biological process (GO): G protein-coupled receptor signaling pathway
Cellular component (GO): membrane
Molecular function (GO): trace-amine receptor activity
Source: RefSeq, a predicted model, not a curated record
CAAACUACAGAUGACAAAAAUAUGAGCAACAAGAUUAAUUACUGAGUACAUUUAUUCUUUUUGGUUUUGAGAGGGUGAGGAAACAGGUGGAUGGAUGCUUUAGUACACCAGGAACCUGAUGCACAGCAGUACUGUUAUCCAUCAACUAAUGGAUCCUGUUUUAAAGGCAAUCAACCCAUUGCAGCACAGGUCAUCUUGUAUAUUUUCUUUGUGACAGGAAUGAUUAUCACAAUUUUUGGGAACUUGGUCGUCAUCAUCUCCAUUGCGCACUUUAAACAGCUCCAUACACCAACAAACAUACUGGUGAUGUCUUUGGCAGUGGCAGACCUGCUACUUGGAAUGAGUGUGAUGCCCUUCAGCAUGAUCAGAUCUGUUGAAGGCUGCUGGUACUUUGGGGAUGCCUUCUGUUUACUGCACUCCAGUUUUGAUAUGUUCCUUACAUCAGUCUCUAUUUUUCAUCUGAUUUCCAUUGCCAUAGACCGCUAUCAGGCUGUGUGCAAUCCACUGCAUUAUUCCACAAGAAUAACCAUCCCCAUUGCAUGGCUCAUGAGUGCUCUGAGUUGGAUCAUCGCAGCUGCAUAUUCCUAUGGUCUUCUUUAUUCAAAGGCAAAUGUGAAGGGCCUGGAAGACUACAUUGCAUCGAUAUAUUGUUUGGGUGAUUGUGUUCUUUUAUUUAAUGCUUUAUGGGGUGCUCUGGACACUUUGAUAGCAUUUUUUUUGCCUUGUUUUGUUAUGAUGGGUUUGUAUACAAAAAUAUUUUUGGUGGCCAGGGAGCAUGCAAGAAAGAUUGAAGACAUGAAACAUAAAAUAACAGUGAAUGAGGAAAAUAGGAACAAACCGUCUCAACGUUCUGAGCAAAAAGCAGCAAAGACACUGGGGAUUGUAGUGGGUGUCUUUAUUAUUUGCUGGUUGCCUUUCUUUGUAAAUUCAUUAAUUGAUCCUUACACUAACUUUGCCACGCCUGCCAUUGUUUUUGAUGUAUUUGUUUGGCUCGGUUACUUUAAUUCCACUUUAAAUCCUAUCAUUUAUGCAUUAUUUUAUCCUUGGUUCCAAAAAACACUAAAGCUCAUUGUUACUUUUAAAAUAUUCACUCCACAUUCCUCAAAUAUCAACGUAUUUCCUGAAAGGUGAUUGUCUGUAAGGUGGUCUUCCAUACUAAUUUUUCAGUACGUAAAAAUGCAGUCAUACUGUAUGAGCUUCCCUUUAUCUUUAUCUUGUAGAGCUUUAUUAGAGUGGAAUUCUUAAUACCAGCUUUGAAUUAAUUACCUAUUCAUUCUAGUUUCAACAAGUCCAACAUAUGGGAUUUUAUCAGUGUACAUCUGAGAUGCUACAUUAUUUGACAAUUUAUCAGACAUACUGUACAUAUUUGAGCAACUUGGAAUAUACAUCAUGACAUCCUCUAAAAUUAUAAUUUUUUAACAGGGUGAUUGCAGGUGGACACCAUCUAAGUGAUAUUCACUUUCAUAGAAACUCAGUUUUUACAGUUGAUUGACAACUGAUUUAAGUGUUCCUGUGCGCUCUUUUUCUAGUAACUGAUUUAUACAUUUUGUACAAGCUAAUUUAUAACUUCACCUGGAAAGUUAUCAAUUUAUCAAAUAACUGCCAGGCAAAUGUGUGUGUGUGUUUUUUUUAAUAGUCUGAUGUAUUUUAGUAAUGUUAUCGAGAAUUGAUAAAUGUUGUUUCGUGUUGCCUUCUGAACAACACACCUAAUGAAAUUAUGCAUACAUUUCAGGACUGGUGCUUAUAUUUUGUGCAAACUGCUAUUGCAUGUUGCUGUGUCAAGUAAAAUGCAUGUCUGAUGAAAUAUUCAUAAUUUCAGCCAAUUGCCACCUGCCUGAACUCAGACAUGUUAACAUGAACACACCUGCCUACUAUUACAGUAGCUCCCCAUCACGAAAUGGAGGCCUUGGUUUAAAACAAACAAGAUGUUUGUUUCACCAGCAUCUGAGAUUCAGCGAAUUGUAAACCUGCUUGGAACACCUCAGGACACCAGGGAACCCAGAAAACAACUGUAAGUUUGCCUCUAUAGGAGAGAAGAACUGCAGCUACUGGAUGCAGAUACCUAGAAAGAGAGCACAUACUUGCAUGCACUGUCCCUAAUAGAAGAUCUGUGGUACUGAGGUGUAAUAUCUUGUCAAGAAGUAUUUUGGGGUGAAAAAUCACAAAAUAAUUAUUACAUGAAACUGAACUGUG